Cyphellophora attinorum is the source of this 2508-nucleotide messenger RNA. RefSeq names its product Regulatory protein GAL4. The coding region runs from base 1 to 2508 and encodes 835 amino acids. The record is from RefSeq and is a predicted model, not a curated record. Gene Ontology annotation, biological process: positive regulation of transcription from RNA polymerase II promoter by galactose; DNA-templated transcription. Gene Ontology annotation, molecular function: RNA polymerase II cis-regulatory region sequence-specific DNA binding; zinc ion binding; DNA-binding transcription factor activity, RNA polymerase II-specific. Lineage: Eukaryota; Fungi; Ascomycota; Eurotiomycetes; Chaetothyriales; Cyphellophoraceae. Gene Ontology annotation, cellular component: nucleus. The transcript is spliced from 4 exons.
AUGUCGGCGGCGGAAAAUACGUUGCAAUGGCGAGCAUCCCUGCGAGACGUGCCAAUGGUACCGCAAAGCAGCGUCAUGUCACUACACAGAGCCUCGACAACGUCAAGUACCAUCGAGAAGAGUCUGCAGGAGUACAGAGCGAUCCUGCAGAAGCUCUUUCCCAAUGUCCAUCCAGAACAACUGGCAGGCAUGUCUCGGGAGAAACUUAUUGACCUAAUCUCGAAGACUGGGCCAUUUCAAGCACCUUCUCCUGUAACCCCUGGUCAGGAAGAAAAGCAACUUGGCAGUCAUGCCGACGCCGGGACCUUGGAACAGCUUCAACCAUUACCCGAGGAACCUGAGGACACUUUCCAGCCACUAGAUCGUGCAAGAACAUUCAGUUCCGUCUCUGAAGAAGUCAAUAUCCUCUCAUUGACGGGCAAGGAGUCGUCCUCAUACCUUGGAAUCUCCUCGGUUAUGGCAGUACUGCGCGUGAUCUUAUGGCUAGAUCCAGAAUGUCAGACAUUCGUGACGCCAGACCAGAACACUGCUGUUAAUCUUGCGCGAGAAUGGUCUCGGACACCUUCGAUACUUGAGCUUGGAUCCUCAACCACACCUGUCGAUGAGCCGAAGCCAUCCACGUGGAGCGAGCCAGCGAUCAUUGAUGCUUACUUCCAAUACGCACAUCCAGCAACGCCAAUAGUAGAUGAGCAGACGUUCCGCGACACGUACCUGGCGGCGAAUCGGACCGACUCUCGAUGGCUAUUGCUAGUCAACUCCGUCCUGACAAUUGGGUCGAUUGCAGCUUCGACAUCUGCAGCCUCAACAACCCACGAGUACUACUUCAUACUAGCGCGAGAACACUUGACAGUUGACACCCUCGGGACCGCGCACAUUGAGACAGUACAGGCUCUGGCACUGCUAUCUGGUUACUACCUACACUACGUCCAAGAGGCAGGCCUUGCGAAUGCAAUCAUGGGCGCCACGCUCCGCAUGUCAACCAUGUUGGGCUUGCACAGGGACUUCUCUGAGGGUCUAGGCCCUAGCAGAGAAGCAUCCAACCUCUCGAAAGCGUCCUUCAGCAUUGAGAUGCGCCGCAGAAUAUGGUGGUCGCUAUUCAUGCUCGAUACUUGGGCGGGGAGCACGCUUGGCAGACCGUCCAUGGGCCGAAUGAGCCCAGCCGUAACGUCAAAAGUGCCGCGUGAGCCAAUAGGCGGUUCCGAGACUUGCCUGCAGUUGAUGCACGACAGUAUCCGUUUCUGCCAGAUCUCGACUCGUCUCGAGGACAGCCUUGCCGUUUCUCCCAACAUGGAUGACUUGGAACGCCAGUCUUUGGACACCUCACUAUCAGAGUGGUACCAGCAGUCGUCAGUUGUUUCAGACCAGACAUCGAUCUCGAAUGCUUCCCAGUACCAUUCACCUCACAGCACAUUGUCCUCUGCACACGACCAGUCAGAUCCUCCUGGCAUACUGCUCACAAAGAACCUGAUGCGAUGGCGGUACCACCUCAGCCGCGUCAUCUUGCAUCGUCCGGCUCUUUUAUGGUGGGCAAUGAGGUCGCAUCGACAGACAACAUCGACAAAGACUAGCAAGCCCGCUGUGCUAGACGCCUCUCGUCGUGCAGCGAUCGAGACUUGCCGCACCGUGACCUCGGAGCUUAUCACAGACAUUUGUGCCAACUGGACUACCUCAUCGUUACCGCCUUCUACAAUGUCAGCUUGGCACGCUACCUCGCUCCUGUAUCAAGCAGUCAUGGUGCCGCUACUAUCACUCUUCUCAGAAGCACAUGACCAAGCAGUGACAAACCAGUCCCGGCAGCUCAUAGACGUCAGCAUCGAUGCCUUCGAGGAGAUGCAGCGGUGGUGCAAAGGCGCCAAACGUAGUCUCGAGGUCGUUACACAAAUCAUGCUCCAAAUGCCUACAGAUGAGAUGCUCCUGGGCGACCAUACAGACGGCAUGAAUGAUCCCAUGGGUAUGAACGCCUUCGGCGGCUCCAGCGCGAGUGCCAGUAUUAGCGGCGGCAUUGACUCUGGUGGCCUGGGCACACCAGCCACUCUACCUCCAGCGUCUCAGAUCACGCACACCAUCGUCUGCAGCAACAAGUACACUCGCACUACCAACCACCAUCUUCCUUCCCACAACCAACCCACCCCCAACGACCUACCUUUAUCGAUCUUCCGCCGGUCUCUGUGGUCUCCGCCUUCCCACAACCCCACGCCCAGCAAUAACCCAUUUAUCCACCCUGGAGCCGGCACCACUCCUUCCGCAUCCUCCACCAGCGCCCACUCCAAUUCUGCAUAUCUCGAGUCAAGCACGAAUAAUCUGCUCGAUAGCCUGACGUGGUCGCAAGGCUGGACGGACACGAACUACCCAUUUGAGACGCCGAGGUUAGGGUGGGAUCCGAUGGCUAUGCAUGGCUGGGUUGGGGGGAUUGAUCCGGCCGUAAAUGGUGGUGGGAGCAAUGGAUAUGAGUAUUUUGCUGCGGCGGGUGGUGGUCAACAUCAGGGCGAGGCUGGUGGCCAGCGGUGA